Coccidioides posadasii C735 delta SOWgp is the source of this 4483-nucleotide messenger RNA. The record is from RefSeq and is a predicted model, not a curated record. NCBI's taxonomy places the organism in Eukaryota, Fungi, Ascomycota, Eurotiomycetes, Onygenales, Onygenaceae.
CAUUCUGCGAGGACUUGGAAAUGCAGAUGGGAAGAGUCUUGCAGCUCAGAAUAUCUUGUGGUAAGGUCCUGUGUUGCAGCGCUGAGUGGAGUUGGCCAGCUGCCCAAUCUGAAGCAGUGCUGUGUAGACUGACUUGGAGAAAAAGGCACGAUGUCAUAAGUAACUGGUUGUUAGGCAUCCCACCUUUGUUUACUUAGCUCACAGCAGGCAAACAACGUCUCACUUUUUUGUCUUCUCCGAUCCUUUUGAUCCUAACACCCUAAAGAGGGAGAGAUCCAUGAAUGCCCUCUGUCACUAGAGCGACAGUCUCUGUGGCACUCACAGAUUUCCUACGUGCUUGAUUACCCCUCAUUCACCAUUCUAUUCCUCUUCACCGUUGUUCCAACAUGGAAAGGAAAGCGGUGGCACACAACCUGAGCUUGCUGCUCCAGAAGUUCACAGAUCCAGAUCCAGACCUUCGAUACAUGUCCUUGAACGACCUUCAUGGAAUCCUCGAGAACCAAAAUUCAUCUUUCCUUCCUCAAGACCCGCGUCUGCUUGGCAGAAUCGCGGAGGGGCUUCUCAAAGCACUGGAAGACCAGCACGGGGAGGUGCAGAACCAAGCCCUGAAAUGCUUCUCUCCCCUCGCUCGUCGCGUUUCGGAUCAAGUCCUUAGUUACCUGCUGCAGCAUCUGUGCCGUUUGACGGAGUCGGUAUCAAUUGAUACGUCGGUUCCAAACACAGCUCUCAGAAGCAUCUUAACUGCCCUACCUCGUCCAACAGUCGGCGCGGCGGUCUCUUCUGAGGUUCAAAUAUGCUACGCUGUGAUAUCCACAAUCCUCAUUCCCCGUUUGGUGGGUUCCAAAGGUGUGGAGUCCAUGAUAGUAAAUCGCACCGGAAAAGGCUAUAACAGCGAUGCGAUCGACGUUCUGGUCGAGAUGGUGAAUUCAUAUGGCCCAUUGCUGGCGGAAUCGCAGUUGGGAGAGCUGCAAGAGACCGUGCUUCGAAUAAUAGAAGACGAAAGCGCGGGAACAGUGGCCACAAAGAGAGCGUUCUCUGCGAUUUCAGUUCUCGCCGGUUACUUUUCUGAUGAUCAGCUCAGCCAUCUCGUUUCCAUGCUCAUUGAAGGCUUUCGCGCUCCCCAUGGUACGAUCAACAGCCGGCGCCAUCUCAUUGCGACCGUUGCUACGCUCGGAAGGUCAACUCCUUCCAGGUUUGGUCCAUAUUUGAAAACGCUGGCCCCGUUUGUGCUCUCGGCCGUCAGUGAGCAAGAACUUGACGAGAUGGAAGAGGACCAGUCGGAUUCCGGGGAGCACGAUCCCAAGGAGGACGAGCUACGUGAGACAGCAUUGGUAGCGCUUGACACACUGGUUACUUUUUGCACCCAUCACAUGCAGCCUUAUCUGCUGGAUUCGAUCGCCGCUGCCCUGAGAUAUCUCAAAUAUGACCCCAACGUCGCAGAGUUUGAGGACGAGGAAAUGGGUGGAACUCAGGAUGAAGGGAGUGAUGAUGGCGCUACCGAAGAGCCGGACGAAGACAAUGAUGCCUACGAGGAUUUCGAAGAAGAAGAGGGCUACAGCGAUAUUGACGAUUUGAGUUGGAAAGUUCGACGUUGUUCCGCCAAAUUGCUGUUUAGUGUCAUUUCAACCCAGGGUCGAAGUGCAACACGACCGAUAGACGACGACACCGUAUAUCAGCAAAUAGCGCCGGCCCUUCUUGCAAGAUUUAACAAGGAAAGAGAAGAAAGUGUCAAAUUAGAAGUGGUUUCGACUUUGACCGGUCUCAUUAAGAAAGCUAGCGAAAUAUCUGCGAGCAUGGGCGCUGCUCCCAUGACAUCCGAGUCCCACGCUCGCAAUUCCCGCAAAAGGAGGCGGCAGGAUAGCGAUGCGAGUAUAUUAGACUAUGAACCUGAGACUCAUGUUUCCUCGGCUAUGGAUAGGCCUCCGAUUGCUCCUUCGACUCCGCAAACGGGACCUAUCGGUGGAGUUGUGAAGUUAACGCCAGGGAUUGUUCAGGGCCUGGUGAAAUUAUGGAGGCGGGCGUCCAUACCGUUGAAACAAGCUGCUAUCAACUUACUAAAGUCCUUAGCUCUCGUACGUUAUGGCGGCCUUGCUGAUUUCCUUCAGCGGAUAGAGGAUCCCAUCGCCGAUGCAUUGAAAAGCUCAGCUUUCACUGGAGGUGUUUCCGUGUCUGCCGGCACAACAUCUGUCACUGCCGGGAAUCUGCAAAUCGAUACUCUUAGUCUGAUUGCGGCGAUUGCAGAAACACAUAUGUCUAAUGCCUUACCGCCUUUCUUGAUUGCGUUGGUACCAGGUGUCAUGGCGGCCGUCAAUGAAAGAAACUACAAGGUUGCAGGCGAAGCUCUCGGUACCAUCGAAGAGAUUGUUAAAGCCAUGACACCUCCCCGCGUCUCACCGGAUAAUCAAGAUCUUGGCUUGCAGCUAGAGAAACUGUAUGAUGUGGCUACUGAGAAGAUAACAGAUAAUAGUGUUGAUCUGGAGGUUCGCCAGCGUGCAAUUCACGUUCUUGGUGUCCUCCUCGCACGGACCUCUGGUUCACAAGGAGCCAAGUUCAUUUCGCCUGCGCACAGAGCGAGGGGCCUCUCGAUCCUCUCUGAUCGCUUGAGAAAUGAGACAACAAGAGUUGCAGCUGCUCGUGCUAUCAAUGAUGUUGCUAUGCUUGCAUCCUGUGAUGUGGAUCUUAGUCCAGGAUGGUUGGCUGAAGUAGCAUCAGAACUUGCCACGCAAUUGCGGAAAGCUGACCGUGCCCUAAGAGAUGCUUCCAUUGGAGCUCUUAAAAGUCUGACUAUAAACCCGCAUUGCCGCCAACAUUAUAAUCCAAAAACAGUUAAGGAUCUCGCGAGCAGUUUCCUCCCGCUGCUCACAGCUAGUGAUCUUCACCUCCUUACUCCCGCCCUGGUCAUACUAUCGAAGAUCAUUCCUGGCCAUGCCGACCAACUGGUGGAUGAAAAUAUGAUCAAAGCCCUUUGUUCCGUUAUUCAGGGAUCCCCGACUGGAGUGGCAUUGAAAGUAUACCUGCACCUUGUCCGGAUCAUCGGAGAGCAAGGUGCCGGGGCUACAUUCAUGAAAGCCUUAUUACAAAAUGUUGGUGUCAACGGGGACCCUUCCAUUGUGGGAAGAGCAAUUGGAAGCCUGGUUGUGUACGGAGGAUCGCAGAUAGGCGUUAGGGCGCAGGAUUUCCUAAAGGAACUUCAGACACAGGAAGAUGUCCAAAGAAAAUGUCUCGCUCUUGCGGUCUUAGGAGAGAUUGGCCUUCUCUUAGGAUUGGACUCGUCCCUGACACCCGAUCUAUUUAUCUCUAACUUUCAGUCCAAAUCGGAUAAGGUCCGAUUUUCUGCAGCCGUCGCGCUUGGUAGCGUGGGUGCAAGUAAUAUCGAAACAUUUUUGCCAGUCAUUCUCGCAGAACUGGAAGAGAAGAAUUCGUCGAAAUAUCUAUUACUGCAUUCAUUGAGGGAAAUACUGCAGCACCCUGAGAGCGUUCGUGCAGAUGUCUCGCCAUUUGCCACAAGACUCUGGGAAAUUUUGCUUGCCGCCUCCGAUGACGAAGAUAACCGUGUCGUGGGCGCAGAAUGCCUCGGGCGGCUUGCUCUGAUUGAUCCCACGCGUUAUAUACCCCUUCUCCAGGAAUAUCUCACUCAUGAAAAUGCUGCCACAAGAGGCACGGUAAUAUCAGCAUUCCGCUACACGCUUGCUGACUCUACCAGCGCCUACAAUGAUGUUCUACGACCUCUCAUCAUCCCGAUUCUGGUCAGGAUGCUCAAUGACACCGAUCUGGGCAAUCAUCGACUUGCAUUGACCACCGUCAAUUCGGCUAUCCAUAAUAAACCCGACAUCAUUAUCCCCCAUCUCAGCCAGUUACUUCCAGCAGUGAUGGUUGACACGCACCUUAAACCUGAAUUGGUACGGGAAGUUCAGAUGGGCCCAUUUAAACACAAGGUAGACGAUGGAUUGGAACUCCGAAAGAGCGCCUACGAAACGCUUUAUACUUGUGUGGAAAUGGCAUUUUCCAUCCUCAACAUUGCCGAGAUAUACGAUCGUAUCUUGACCGGAAUCCGGGACGAACAGGAUAUCCGCACCCUUUGCAAUCUGAUGAUAUCAAAGUUGAUCGUCCUCGCUCCUAAGGAGACCGAAGGUCGUCUUGAUUCGCUAUGCGAUCCGUUCCAAGUAAUCUUGUCCACCAAACUCAAGGAGUCAGCUGUGAAGCAGGAAUUAGAAAAGGCCCAGGAAGCCUCGUUGGGUGUGUUACGGAUUACGCGUGAGCUUCAGAAAGCAUUUCCUGGGGCGGAGACGUCAAGCGAACAUCAUGCGUGGAAGCAAUAUCUGGAAUGGGUCAAUAAGGAGUGUCCUCAGCUACUGAGACUACUUGUUAAUAGCUCCUAGAUAUACAUGUCUUGGGUAUUCAGGAUAUAUCGGGGAAAAGGAUAUUUCCUAAAAUCAAAAUGGUUGGCAGUUCUGUUGAAUACAAAUGAGCUAUGAACCUAUUC